CAGGGGUGGACUGACCAUAGGAGCACUUGGGCACUGCCCGAGGGCCCGGGUCAGUAGGGGGCCCCAUGAGAUGCCCCUGGUACCUUUCAAUGGCUUUUUCAUAGGCUUUUUUGGGUGUGGACGAGGACACAGGGGCCCCAUGAUCCCCUAUUGCCCGGGGGCCCCAUGAGUUGUCAGUCCGCCCCUGGGCGGACUGACCAUUCAGACACCCGGGCAUUGCCCGACGGCCCGGGUGUCAGUAGGGGGCCCCAUGAGAUGCCCCUGGUACAUUUCAUUGGCUUUUUUAUAGGCUUUUUUGGGUGUUGGUGAGGACACAGGGGCCCCAUGAUCCCCUAUUGCCCGGGGGCCCCAU
Messenger RNA from Staurois parvus, 352 nucleotides. The record is from the annotation of a GenBank genome assembly. Lineage: Eukaryota; Metazoa; Chordata; Amphibia; Anura; Ranidae.